Messenger RNA from Athalia rosae (coleseed sawfly), 1277 nucleotides. RefSeq names its product SUMO-activating enzyme subunit 1 (gene Aos1). The coding region runs from base 139 to 1149 and encodes 336 amino acids. NCBI's taxonomy places the organism in Eukaryota, Metazoa, Arthropoda, Insecta, Hymenoptera, Athaliidae. Gene Ontology annotation, cellular component: cytoplasm; SUMO activating enzyme complex. The transcript is spliced from 6 exons. Gene Ontology annotation, molecular function: SUMO activating enzyme activity. Gene Ontology annotation, biological process: protein sumoylation. The record is from RefSeq and is a predicted model, not a curated record.
UAACAGCACGUUUCGAGGGCGAUUGUAAUCAUUAUCGAACAAGUUAUAAACUGAGACGCCGGCCGGCAACGUCUGGCAAUAAUAAAUAAUUUAACUUCUCCAAUUAACGUGUAAAUUGUUAACGUGCAUAAUAUCAAGAUGAGCGCAGAGCUUGAUAACGUAAUCGAGCUCACCGAUGCCGAGGCAGAACUCUAUGAUCGACAAAUUCGACUUUGGGGGUUAGAUUCCCAAAAGCGGUUAAGAGCGGCAAGAAUUUUGAUCAUUGGGGUUAAUGGAUUUGGUGCCGAAGUUGCCAAGAACGUGAUACUUGCCGGUGUUAAAUCGAUGACCCUCUUAGAUGACAGAGAUGUAACGAGACUUGAUAUAUGCUCGCAAUUUCUAGCACCAAAAGAUGCUAUUGGUAAAAAUCGUGCCGAGGCAUCACUCGAAAGAGCGCAGAGUUUAAAUCCUAUGGUAGAUGUUGUGGCUGACACCGAGAGUGUCGAUAAAAAAGAAGAUUCAUAUUUUUCAAAUUUUGAUGUUGUCUGUGCCUCACAGUGUUCAAUUACACAAUUGAAACGUAUUAAUUCAUUAUGUCGUAAAUACAAUGUCAAAUUCUUUGCUGGCGAUGUUUGGGGAAUGUUUGGUUAUACAUUUGCCGAUCUUGGGACUCAUGAAUUUGUCGAAGAUAUCGUUCAGUCACAGAAAAUCGACCCAUCCGAAGGUGGUGACGUAUCUUCGCACAAAGAAAAGUAUGAAAAUGUAACAACCACAGUCAAAAAAACUUUCAAUUUUGUACCAUUUGAAAAUAUCUUAGAUGUUAAUCAAUUGCCUAAAGAAGGGGAACCUUAUUACCUGAUGAGGAUACUUCUAAAUUAUCGUGAAAAACAUGGACACGACCCUCUGCCCAGCGAUCGUGAUGGGGAUCCUUUGAAAGAAGAAUCUGCCGCUAUAAUCAAGAAAUACAGUCUAGGAAACAAGCUAGACAAUUUAAUAAGUGAAAAUCUUUUCGCUCAAAUAAGUCCGGUGUGCGCAAUUGUUGGCGGCGUAAUGGGACAGGAAAUAAUAAAAACGGUAUCCCAAAAGCAGGCGCCUCACAACAAUCUUUUCAUAUUUAAUCCGGAUACCAUGUGUGGAAAAAUAUUGUGCCUCGGACAAAAGAAGGAAUAAAUUUUCAAAAAACUGGGCCGGUUGAUCGGAACACGAGAGAGAAGAGAAGAAUUUAUUUUCCAUUGUAAUUUCUGUAUUUUGUAAUUUUUAAUUUCAUUCAAUUUCAAUAAUAACGAUAAUAUUAACUG